AGCUGCAAAGUGCGAGUACAAAUUUAAAUUUAAAAAUUUUUUCAUGAACAUUAAUGUUGUCUCUAUGUAUUAACCAAUUUGUUUGCUCAGAAUACUUUUACAUAUGAUAGGUGCGAAGGAUUAAUAAUUUUUAAUAUAAUUCUGUAACACAAGUACAUGUUAUUGACAUGGAAUCCACAAUAUCAGUGUCUAAGGGUGUGUUCCUGUUUCCAAAUGGAUUUAAUAAUGUAAAGAAAUCCAAGAAAAAGAACCGGAUUUCUAUCUUUGAUGCUAUUUUUUCUAAAGAACAGUGGUUUGUUACGUUUAAGAAUAACUGGGAUUCUGUCGAGAUGCAGCUGAAGGAAUUACAUGAAAGGACAUACAGUACUUUACUAAAUGAUAUAGUAAGUUAUUUAAAAACAUCUUAUCAAGACAAUGAAUUAAAUAGCUUAGAGGGAAUAAUACCAAGUGCCACUUUAUUAACUGGAGUGAAUCAACCAGAUCAUGUAAAUCAGUUUAAAUCACUCAUUAGUAUACUAAGGGAAGAAGUGACACCAUAUGUAGCUAUGGUUAAUUCUCAAGAUGCAUCAUCUGUAAAGCAUUUGGUGGAAAGUGCUGUUUGGCAAAUUAUCAACGGGGAAAAUGAAUUUGAUAGUUCAGUGGAGAGAGACAUGUUCAUUGAUGAUAAUUCUGUAUCAAAACCUAAACUUAAGAAGAAUCAAUGUACAAUGAAAACAUUGUUUAAAUGGUAUAAAAAUAAACAUGUUACAUGUUCGCCAAAGAAAAAGAAGCAUACUGCUGUUCAACAGACCUUAGUUAUUAUUAUACCUGACUUUGAGAGCUUUAAUUGCAAUAUAUUACAAGACUUUGUUAUGAUCAUAAGUUCGUAUGUAGCUGUUCUGCCUAUAGUUUUAGUUUUUGGUGUUGCUACAUCUGUGUCAGCAUUGCAUAAAUCCUUUCCUUAUCAAGUUUCCUCCAAACUUUUGAUAAAGGUGUUUCAUUCUCACCCUUCCCACGUUUAUAUGAAUCAAGUUUUGGAGAAUGUAUUUUUGACUCAUACUAGCCCAUUUCACUUAUCGGGAAAAGCUUUUGAAUUGUUAACAGAUGUGUUUCUGUUCUAUGAUUUUUCUGUCACUGGCCUCAUUCAAAGUAUUAAGUAUUGCAUGAUGGACCAUUACUAUGGAGACAAUAUAAAAUCACUUUGUUGUGAUAGAGAUAGUAUAGAUGCAGCAGUUGCGAGGUUAUCUUCUGAAGAUUUAGAAAAUAUGAGACAGCUUUUAUCUUUCCGACCAUUUUUAGAGGUGCAAGACUGCCACACUAAGAUUGGGCUCUUUGAAGACAAUAAUUUUUUUAGAGAAGUUAUAAGAAAGGAAAUGCACAAAUUGCAUGACUAUGUUUAUAGUUUUUAUUUAUGUGUAAGAUUGCUUGCAUCUUUUCUGAAGGAUCUACCAAAAAAUAUUUUAGGAAAGUCAAUACGAGAAAUAUACGCCAGAUGUGCUGUUGAAAAUGUAACUGAAACAGAGGGAUUCAAAGAAUGUAUGCAGCUAUUAGGUUUUCAAUCUCAAGUGAAAUUGAUAGACAGCAUUCAAAAUGCUAUUAAAAUCGUUGGCAAUGUUCUGCAAUCUAUAUCGCCAGUAAAACCUUUGCGGUCUACGCCUUCGAAAAAUAAUCAAGUCAGAAUUAGUACCGACUUAGGCGAGGACUUUGUAAAAAGUGUUAGAGUAUACCUCAUAACAUUUCUAAGACAAAUUGAAAAUGCAAGUAAUGAAACGACACAGCCCAGUUGUGAUGAUGAAAUGGAAAUUGAGAAUGAUAUGGAAAGUUUGGAUCGUAAAUCGGGCAAUCGUUAUAAAUUAAAAGAGAAGCUGCUCAAAGCAACUAGAGUAGAUAGAAUACAAUCAGAAUUUGAAAUGAUACGAUCAAGAUUUGUUAAUUAUUUGGAAGAGAUGUUUAGAAAAGGUCUUCUACCGCCGCACACGCAAACGUUUCAUGAAAUUUUAUUCUUUACCGAAGUGUCAAAUGUGAAGAAACAGAUUGUUGGCUCACCGCGUGGUGCUCUUCACAUGGCGCUCAGUAACCCGGCCUAUUAUUUACAGUGUUCCUGUUGUAAUUUACCUUCGGUUGAAAGCGUAUCCGAUACGUUGCCAGAUGUGAGCCUUGCUUACAAACUGCACAGGGAGUGUGGAAAACACAUAAAUCUUUAUGAUUGGCUGCAAGCCUUUGCCGCUGUGCUUUGCCCCGAAAGCGACGAAGAAAAUAGAGCUCAGGAUGUUAAUAUUCAGGUCAGGUUCACGCGGGCGGUGGCCGAGUUGCAGUUCCUUGGGUUCAUCAAAACUUCUAAACGAAAGACCGAUCAUGUAAUGCGCCUCACUUGGUGAUCUUUGAAAGCUUUUUGUGUGUACU
Molecule: messenger RNA, 2382 nt
Organism: Zerene cesonia (dogface butterfly)
Lineage: Eukaryota; Metazoa; Arthropoda; Insecta; Lepidoptera; Pieridae
Gene: Orc3
Product: origin recognition complex subunit 3
Exons: 13
Coding region: 168-2357 (729 amino acids)
Biological process (GO): DNA replication initiation; DNA replication
Cellular component (GO): DNA replication preinitiation complex; nuclear origin of replication recognition complex; nuclear pre-replicative complex
Molecular function (GO): DNA replication origin binding
Source: RefSeq, a predicted model, not a curated record